GAUUGUUCAGUAGAUUUUAUCGAUUUGAGGCUGCAGUGUCGAACUAUAGGGAAAUGGCUAAGAUAUUAAUAGCAGUUGGAAUAGCAUCACUUUGUGCAGCAAUAAGUACCGCUUAUGACUUUAAGGAUUCGGCAUUUAAUGAGGUAAUUUUUAGGGAUCUACUUGAUCUCACUGAUGAUGAUGAUAAUUCAGUCCUUCACCGAGAAGUUCGAACCGCGGAUACUGCAGCUAUCCGAGUAGAUCCUCUACCAAGUGCAGAGUGCAAAGAAAAGAGAAGAGAUCGCGGAUUUUACUGUUGUAAUGAUAAAGUCGACCUUAAUCAAUUGGAGAUAAUUAGGGGUGUCAGAAAGGAAUGUCUAGCUGAGCUCCAUGGAAAUGAUUCCGAUAUCUACUUCAAAUUCGACCCAUUCACUUGUGAAAAACUAGAAGAGCUCAAAAAGGAUGUAACCUGCAUUGCUGAAUGUGUUGGCAAAAAAUUCGGACUCCUCGAUGACUCUGGGAAUAUCAAGCCUGAUAUCUUCCUGGCUUACUUGAAAAUGAAGGCAAAGGACUCUGAAUGGAAGCUGCAAGUUACUGACGAAAUUGCGGGAAAGUGUAUUGAGGAUACCAGGAAGGAAGUUGAGCAUCAUCUUGCUGAACGAGGUUUGACAAGUGGGAAGAUAUGUAAUCCAAGUUCAUUGAAAAUCAGUCAGUGUUUGUGGCGUGAAUAUGUGAGAGCGUGUCCGAAGAAUCUUCAAACAGAUUCGCCAAAGUGCUGUAAGUUAAGGGAGAAAAUUGAGAAAGGUGACGCUGUUACCUAUAAGGGAUUCUAUUUGAGGCAUUUGAAUGAUGAUAAGUGAUAAUGUUAGAAUUUAUAGGAUUUGAUUAAGGGUUAGGUUUGGUUUGAUGGUUUUGAAUAAAAGAUUUACCAA
Molecule: messenger RNA, 911 nt
Organism: Hermetia illucens (black soldier fly)
Lineage: Eukaryota; Metazoa; Arthropoda; Insecta; Diptera; Stratiomyidae
Exons: 3
Coding region: 54-839 (261 amino acids)
Molecular function (GO): odorant binding
Source: RefSeq, a predicted model, not a curated record